Trypanosoma cruzi is the source of this 1065-nucleotide messenger RNA. RefSeq names its product trans-splicing factor, putative. Gene Ontology annotation, cellular component: U4/U6 x U5 tri-snRNP complex; U4 snRNP; precatalytic spliceosome. Gene Ontology annotation, biological process: spliceosomal tri-snRNP complex assembly; mRNA splicing, via spliceosome. Lineage: Eukaryota; Euglenozoa; Kinetoplastea; Trypanosomatida; Trypanosomatidae. The transcript has a single exon. Bases 1 to 1065 code for a protein of 354 amino acids. The record is from RefSeq and is a predicted model, not a curated record.
AUGGAUGAGAAUGAGGGGGGCUGGGAAGAAUUUGCCGAAGAGCCGCAACAAUAUGGCGAAACGGAGGACGCAGCGGAUAUAUACGCCGAAGAGACGCUUGCAACAGCGCAGAAAAUCACAUCUGAUGACGAUGCACUUCGCUUCGAUAGCGUGAAGGAGGUGACCCUCCUUUUACGUUCAGCAUACAUGAGUCGGAUGCUGCAGAAGCUGGGUGACUACAGUGAACAAGAGGUGGUGAAGAAGACCAUCCUGCCGGAGGAUCCUGAGUACCAAUUUGUAAUUGAUUCUAGUACUCUUGUUUUGCGUAUUGAGGUGGAUAAGAGCAAAGCGGUCGUGUACCUGCGGGCACACUAUGGACAAAGAUUCCCGGAGUUGGCUAUGUUCUUCUCCGACAGUGUGCUUUAUGCCCGUAUCGUGCGCUUGAUUCAAAAUAACAUGGAUCUCUCCGUUGUCAUUGACCAGCUGGACGAGUUGAUACCUUCGCAGCUCACUGCGGUUGUGAUUGCCUGCGCCUCCACCACUGCGGGGAGGGAGUUGAGUGAGGAGGAGCUGCAUCGUGUAGUCGAGGCCUGUCAGGAGAUUGACAUCCUCGAGGCUGCAAAACAGACAUUUCUGGAGUAUAUUCAACGUUCCAUGCCUCUGAUCUGCCCAAAUCUCUGCGCCUUUUUGGGGACGGGUAUUACGUCACAACUGUUUGCCAUCGCCGGUGGUGUCAGUGCGCUCUCCACGAUGGACUCCACUGAGUUGGCACGGUUAGGUAGCAAACGCGCCGACUCCUCUGGGGUUCUAAUUAGAACAACGGGCUUUCUCAGUAACUCGGACCUUGUUGUCAACCACCCGCCGCAGAUGCGACCCAAGGCUCUGCGUCUUGUGGCAAGUACCACUUCUAUGCUUGCACGCAUUGACGCAAACCGUAGAGCUUCUAGUCAACAGGAGGGCUAUCGUCAACGGGAGAUGGCGCGUUUAAAGAUGUUAUCAUGGCUGGACCCGCCGGUUCUUCGUGGAGCUGGAAACAACACAUAUGCACGGCGCGGAAGAAAAAGACCGAGGCGGCAAACACGGUAG